AAGGCUUAAAAUGAAAUAAAACUAAAAUAUUUCCAACUAUUUGCUAUUGACCCAAUCUGUCACUUUUAGAGGUUUAUUUAUGUAAUCUUUUUAGUUUGAGGUUUGUUUUGGGAUAAAUGAAAAAUUAUGAGGUUUUUUUUAACAGUUUAAUCAUAAGUACUAACGAGACCAAAGAGAUUGGUUCGGUCUUAACGGAUAAUCGCCGUUGGGACCAAAACGCUCCAAUACGGUCAGUGACGUCACCGCCGGUCAUCAAUGUCAGGCCACACUUAUCCUCUUCUCUCCCAUUCCGGUUUCCUCCCACCAAAAAAAAAAAACUUCUUUUUAUGUUUUGUUUGUUUCUAUUCCGAUCUUAUCCUACGCCGUCACUCUCCUCCCGGUGCGCACAUUAGCAACACUACUCCCGACGAAUGGAGACGACGACGCCGCAGUCAAAAUCAAGUGUGUCCCACCGACCGCCGUUGGGAAGAGAAGACUGGUGGAGUGAGGAAGCGACGGCGACGCUGGUAGAAGCCUGGGGCAAUCGUUACGUCAAGCUGAACCACGGAAAUCUCCGGCAGAAUGACUGGAAAGACGUCGCCGACGCCGUUAACUCUAGACACGGUGAUAACAGCCGUAAGAAGACCGACUUACAGUGUAAGAACCGGGUCGAUACUUUGAAGAAGAAGUACAAAACAGAGAAAGCUAAACUCUCGCCGUCGACUUGGCGUUUCUAUAACCGCCUCGAUGUUCUAAUCGGUCCCGUUGUGAAGAAAUCGGCUGGCGGAGUUGUCAAAUCAGCGCCUUUUAAGAAUCAUCUGAAUCCAACUGGAUCGAACUCUACUGGAAGCUCUCUUGAAGAUGAUGAUGAGGAUGAUGAUGAGGUUGGUGAUUGGGAAUUCGUUGCUAGGAAGCAUCCUCGUGUGGAAGAGGUAGAUCUGAGUGAAGGAUCAACGUGUAGGGAACUAGCUACGGCGAUUCUCAAGUUUGGAGAAGUUUACGAGAGAAUUGAAGGGAAGAAGCAACAGAUGAUGAUUGAGUUGGAGAAGCAGAGAAUGGAAGUGACAAAGGAGGUAGAGUUAAAACGAAUGAACAUGUUGAUGGAGAUGCAGUUAGAGAUUGAGAAAUCAAAGCACCGGAAACGCGCAAGUGCUUCAGGUAAGAAGAACUCACAUUAGGUUUUCAAGUUACUAGUGGUGGCUUAGACUUUACAUGGUUGUUACUCUUUCUCUUUAAACCGCAUAAUGUAUCCGUGGAAGGACCUUAGAUUUCAACAACAAUGUUAUACCUAUGCUGUUAGUUGUUGUAAGCAUGGAUGAGGCUGGUUAGUAAUUGACUUAUUGUUGAUAUGUGAAAGUCAUGUGCCUCUCUGCUUUUGAAGAAUACCAAUUUUGUCAAUAUACAAUUCAGUUGAGCUUCUGUGCUUCCAGUGGUCUGGCAAGGAAAAGUCUAGAUAGCAUUCUCUUACUUCUUUAGCUUCUCCAGCUUCGUGGAAUGUUGAACUGGAUUAGGAGGAGUAGACUUCCAGGUAAGCAAUUGUAGAAUUAGAUUGGUGGAGGAAAUACCAUGGUGAAGCAAAGAGGAGUUACUUGAAUCUGAAGCUCAUUGAAAUUGGAGGAUCCUGUUACUUGUUUUAAUCUGUAGGAUGGAAGUUAGAGAACUCUUUAGGAUGUCUUUGUUUGUUUUCUUCUACUUUCUAGCGUGUUAGUGUACAUUGGUGUACUGGAGCAAAUCUUCCUUAACUCUUUAGUAGCUGACAAGUAUGAUCUACAUUUGUGUUAGUGUCCACGUAUAAUGAUGGCUUGUGUAUCCAAACUACAGCUUCUGAUGCUUAACAGUUACAUGUUUAUGCUUCUUCUUGGGCUUUUUCAUGUCUAAAUUUUUAU
Arabidopsis thaliana (thale cress) is the source of this 1865-nucleotide messenger RNA. Its product is annotated as sequence-specific DNA binding transcription factor. Gene Ontology annotation, cellular component: nucleus; nucleoplasm. The record is from RefSeq and is marked reviewed. Lineage: Eukaryota; Viridiplantae; Streptophyta; Magnoliopsida; Brassicales; Brassicaceae. Gene Ontology annotation, biological process: regulation of DNA-templated transcription. The transcript is spliced from 2 exons. Bases 411 to 1157 code for a protein of 248 amino acids.